Messenger RNA from Centropristis striata (black sea bass), 1782 nucleotides. RefSeq names its product kelch-like protein 10. The record is from RefSeq and is a predicted model, not a curated record. The transcript is spliced from 5 exons. Gene Ontology annotation, molecular function: protein binding. Bases 221 to 1735 code for a protein of 504 amino acids. NCBI's taxonomy places the organism in Eukaryota, Metazoa, Chordata, Actinopteri, Perciformes, Serranidae.
AGAGGUGGAGAGGAAGACGCAGGACGAAGAGUCUGCUGUUGUGACUCAGCUCCGCCUGGAGAGGAAACUCUGUGAUGUGGUGAUCAAAGUGGGGAACGUCGAGUUCGAAGCCCACAAGAUCCUCCUCUGUCGCUGCAGCGCCUACUUCUGCACCCUCUUCACCGGUGCCUGGGCCAAGCCCACCAAGCAGAGGUACACCAUCCCCGGGGUUUCUCCUCAGAUGAUGCACCUCAUCAUCGGCUACGCCUACAGCCAGUCGCUCCCCCUGACGGAGGAGAACGUGGUGGAGGUCCUGGCCGCUGCAGACCAGUUCCUGGUGUCUGGGAUGGUUCAGGCCUGCAGUCUGUUCCUGGAGGACCAGAUGUGUCUGAGGAACUGCGUCCACAUCUGGAGGCUGCUGGACUUCUACAGCCUCCCUGAGCUGAGGAACAAAGUCUUCCUCUACAUCCUGAAACACUUUGAGGAGAUAGUUUUCUCCACCCAGGACCUCCUGGAGCUGUCCCUGCAGCAGCUGGCAGCCAUCCUGGAGAACGACCACCUCAACGUGAGGCGGGAGGACGUGGUGUUCGAGGCCGUCCUCCGCUGGAUUAACCACCAGCCGGACCAGAGACGAGGUCACAUCUCUGAGCUGCUGCCCAAGGUGCGUCUCGGCUUGUUGAACGCUGAUUACCUCAAAAACUGUGUGAUGGACAACGUUCUGGUGAAGAACAGCAUCGAGUGUGUUCCCAUCAUCAACGAUGCCGUGACGGGAUUUCUGGAUUCUCGGAGUGGAACCUCAAACUCUGCGUCCAGUAACCAUCUGAACCGGCCACGCCUGCCGUCUUCCAUCCUAUUGGUCAGCGGCGGCUCGGAGCGCAGCAGCUUCCGGGUGUACGACGCCCGGGCCGACCACUGGGUCACCGUGAGCGCCGGGGGGGUCCGCCGCACCCACCACGGAGCCGCCGCCCUCAACAGCCUCGUCUACUUCAUCGGCGGCUGCACCGCAGAAAGGUACCUGAACACCGUGCAGAAGUUUGACCUCGCCACCGGCUCCUGCCACCAGGUGGCGCCCCUGAACUGCUGCCGCUCCGCCCUCAGCGCUGUUGUGCUGAACGGCUGCAUUUACGCCAUCGGAGGCUACAACGCACACGUUUACUGUGACACUGUUGAGUGCUACAAGCCUGAGACGGACUGCUGGACCAUGGUGGCCCCGAUGCAUUCCAGGAGGUGUUCAGCCAGCGCCACUACGCUCAAUGACAAGGUGUACAUUUUCGGGGGUUUCAACGGGCAUCACAGCCUCUCCUCGGCUGAAUGCUACGACCCGCGCACCAACCUGUGGACCCUGAUCGCCCCCAUGAGGAGCUGCCGAAGUGGCCUGGGGGUCGCUGCCUCCAGAGGCCGAAUCUAUGCAGUUGGCGGUAUGAUUCAUGAGACCUGCCACCUGAGCACUGUGGAGGUGUACAACCCUCAGACCAACCGGUGGCACCGCGCCCCGUCCAUGUCCGCCCCCCGCAGCCACUUCGGCAUUGAGGUGGUGGACGACCAGAUCUUGGUGGUGGGAGGAUACAACGGCUACACCGACGUGCUAACCGUGGAGCGCUACGAUGAGGAGGCGGGGCUUUGGUACAGAGCCUCGAGCAUCGAGACGCCCCAGAACAGUCUGAUCUGCUGCGUGCUGCACGGACUCACCGGCCUGGUGGAGAACUUGUUCCCUCGCGGUUCCCCGACGUUCCCCAACGCUGCAGGAACCAUCUGACCCUCAGACCAGAACAUCGACCGUCAUGGCUUUUUAAAAUAAAAUAU